AUGUGCAACGGCCUGCCGCAGCCAGUUGACAUGCUUCAAAUUUGCGUAGUCGGCCUCGGAGCGAUUGGGACAUAUUACGCGCUCGCGCUCGAAAAAUCAGGCCGCGCGCAAGUGACCGCAGUUUGUCGCUCCAACCUCGGGACCCUCAUCGAGAACGGCGUGGAUGUCGUGUCUGACGGCCUCGGUCGCGUCGCUGCUUGGAAGCCUCACAGAGCCGUCCCCACUCCGGAAGAAGCGGCCGACAGACGAUACGACUUUGUAAUCUGCGCGUUCAAGGCCCUGCCGGAUGUCAACCCCACGCCGAAGCUCAUCGCGCCGUUGUUGCACUCGACAGACUGCUUUGUGCUCAUCCAGAAUGGGAUCGGGAUACACGCGGAUUUGCAGGCGGCCAGGCCAGACGCGGCGAUCAUCUCGUCCUGCGCGUGGAUCGACGCCACCACGGUCGGCGGGGGGCGCUCAGUCGUGCAGUCCGGUCCCGACAAGUUGACUUCUGGGCUUCAUCCCGGCCUUGUCGCCUCGUCAGAAGACGGGCAGACGGCGGAAGACGAGGGUGUCCAAUCGCUGCGGCUAUUCCACGAGCUCCUCGUCGCUGGGGGAGCAGGUAGCGAGGUGACAGAUGAUAUCAACGCUGCCCGCUGGCAGAAGAUUCUCUGGAAUGCAACCUUUUCAACUCUGUGUACUGUUUCACGGAGCCCUGUAGCCGAUCUCUUGUGUAGCCAGCUCCUCCCUGUCACGCUUCCGACCGUCAAGGGAAUCAUGGAAGAGGUCGUUUCGGUCGCCCGGAGCACCGGCGUCACUGCGUCCAAACUCCCCGAGAACAAAGUAGACCAGGUGAUCGCAGACUGCUUGGAACAGUAUAGCGAUGAACGAAGGACUUCACCGAGCCGCUUCAAACCAUCUAUGUUGGUGGACCUAGAAGCUGGCCGGCCUAUGGAAGUUGAGCCAAUCGUAGGGAGUGUUGUGAAGAUCGCAAGAAAGCACGCGGUGGCGACGCCAAGGCUAGACAUGAUAUAUGCCCAACUGAUGAUCUUGCAAAGAGCGGUGCUCCGCGCGCGCCACGUGGUCUCAUGAUCUCUCAUGAUGCUCUGGCGAUGCAUUGAUCGACCUCCACGCGGCUUUAAAGAGUUAAUUGGUCGAGGGCUAGUAACUCAGAGGCGUCAUUGUAUAUGCUUGGGCCUGUCACGCGCAAUUUUAAUGUUCGAUCUCAGAGCUCGAUAGGAUCUAUUGACCGCCUAUGAGCGUCUGCGAUCGAGGAUUAUCCUUCGUUUCAUUGAGGGAUGCGG
This is a messenger RNA of Heterobasidion irregulare TC 32-1, 1283 nucleotides long. RefSeq lists its product as uncharacterized. The transcript is spliced from 11 exons. Gene Ontology annotation, cellular component: cytoplasm. Gene Ontology annotation, biological process: pantothenate biosynthetic process. Bases 1 to 1071 code for a protein of 356 amino acids. Lineage: Eukaryota; Fungi; Basidiomycota; Agaricomycetes; Russulales; Bondarzewiaceae. Gene Ontology annotation, molecular function: 2-dehydropantoate 2-reductase activity. The record is from RefSeq and is a predicted model, not a curated record.